Messenger RNA from Arachis stenosperma, 774 nucleotides. RefSeq lists its product as uncharacterized. The transcript has 3 exons. The record is from RefSeq and is a predicted model, not a curated record. Lineage: Eukaryota; Viridiplantae; Streptophyta; Magnoliopsida; Fabales; Fabaceae. The coding region runs from base 1 to 774 and encodes 257 amino acids.
AUGCAAGGACCUCAAGAUGGAAGCUCGGGUGUUGGUACAAGCAAUGUAGGUCAAUACUACAGGUUUAUAACCCUUACUGAUUUUCUCAAGAGUGGUCCACCUCAGUUUAAUCGAAAUGCCAAUGCGUUGGAGGCUGAUCGGAAAUAUUUCUUGCAUGCACUUUGCACUGCAAAGAAGUUGGAGUUAUUGCAGCUGAAGCAAAAGAAUAUGUCUGUUGCUGACUAUACCCGUGAAUUCAACAACCUACGCCACCUCUCAAAAGAUUUCCGGCCGUACCUGGACAAGUUUGUCAUUGUCUUCAUUGAUCAUAUUCUUGUUUAUUCUAAGACUGAAGAGGAGCAUGUUGAUCACUUGCGAUCUUUGCUGCAAAUUCUGAGAGACAGGAAGUUGUACGCUAAGUUAUCUAAAUGCGAGUUUUGGAAGAGUGAGGUGAAGUUUCUCGGUCACGUAGUGAGCAAGCAGGGAAUAGCCAUGGAUCCUGCUAAGGUAGAAGCAGUGAUGAUAUGGGAGCGACCAACUUCACUGACAGAGAUUAGGAGUUUCCUAGGUUUAGCGGGGUAUUAUCGAAGAUUCAUUAAGGGAUUUUCACAGCUCGCCUUACCUUUGACUAAGCUGAAUAGGAAGCGUACACCUUUUGUUUGGACUCUGGAGUGCGAAAAGAGUUUUCAAGCAUCGAAGCAAAGGUUGGCUACUGCACCCGUGUUGGUAUUGCCUGAGCCAUGUAAACCGUUUAAAGUGUACUGUGUUGCAUCAUUAAAGGAUUUGGCAUUCUGA